Molecule: messenger RNA, 564 nt
Organism: Beauveria bassiana ARSEF 2860
Lineage: Eukaryota; Fungi; Ascomycota; Sordariomycetes; Hypocreales; Cordycipitaceae
Product: Protein of unknown function DUF1674
Exons: 1
Coding region: 1-564 (187 amino acids)
Biological process (GO): mitochondrial respiratory chain complex II assembly
Cellular component (GO): mitochondrion
Source: RefSeq, a predicted model, not a curated record
AUGAAAUUCCUCUCUUCAAUCUACAGCAAAGGCAUCCACGUUCGCCCAGCCUCCUGCGGAUGCCCCACUAAAACAUUCAUCACCAAUGCCGAGCCCCGACCCUCGUCGCCACAAAACCUUGAAACUUGUACAUCACCAACAGCCAAACCAUGCUUCCACGACUCCCUUUCACGACAGCGCGCGCGCGCCGCCGAUGCCUUGCUCUCCCCUCCACCCACCGUCACUUCAUCCCCGUCCUCGCCGCCGCCGCCCGCCGCCACGCCUCCUCCUUCGGAGCUUCCCGUCAAGGAGCAGGCCGAGUUUGAGCGCCUGCAGCGCGAAGCCACCGUCUCCUCCGCCUUUCAGCCCGAGCCUGCCAACGCUGCCUCCGAGACGACAACGCAAGCGGCUGCAACGGCAGACACGGAGCUCAACGAGGGAGGCGGAUUGUACCGCGGUGUCCGGCCCGAGUUCGAAGGCGACAAGAACCCGUGCACCGGAGAGGUCGGCGGGCCUAAGAACGAGCCGCUGCGCUGGGGUAGCGAGGGCGACUGGAGCUACAACGGCAAGGUGACGGAUUUCUAA